GUGUAGAGUAGAGUCGUAAGUCGUAACAAAGCUUUAUUUGGUAAUAAGGUUUGGUGGAGGUUUUAAGUGCUGUGGGACCCGCCUUCUUAGUUGUCCUAAAAUCCGUCACGCAUCCAAAUACUUUAAUUUUGUUUAACAGAAAAAAAAGCUGUAAUUUUUUGAUUUAGUGAUUCUGCCGACUGUCGUGUAUCCGGUAUACCCGAGAAGAAAAGCCCAUGUUUAUUUUGCGUCUGGGCGCUCCCCCUUCAACCUUCUCUUGCUUUGUUUACCACCAUCAAGAUAUAGAGAUUUGUUGGAGCUUUUAACAUUGAGAUCUGUACCAUUCUUUUUUCGGUUUCUGUAAUUUCACUUUUCUCUGUUUCUGAUUAUUCCUUCUUAUAAUUUUCAUUGGAGAUCAAUUUCUUUUUUCCUUUGAUUUUCAUUGAGCUUCAUGUAAGUUGAACUUCUUUCAUUGCUUGCCUUGACUGAUAAUAUGACUUGUCGAUCUUAUGAGUUGCAAGGUUAGUUGAUCCUUGGAGUGAUUGAGGGGCAGCUGGAUGCUGUUUUCUUACACAUGUUAAUAUGGAAAAGAAAAAGGCAAUCUCUCAAUACAGAGAGAGGCUGGACAACACUCUGUCCUCUGCUGAACUGACUGAUCCCGAGACACUUAAAACCCUUGUCAAGAAUCAGAUUUUACGAUAUGCACAACAUGAGAAAGAAGAAUUUAGUGAACAUUUAUUGGACAAAAGGGCUCAGGAAGUAUCCAAUUUUCUCGACAUGUUAAGGAGUACUUCUGUUGAUGAUCAUCAAGUGUCAGAAUACAGUGAGACAUCACAUGGGGAAUGGAAGUUGAAGCAUGAUAAUGAAGAGUUCCGUGUUAUGUACCGUGAAGGACCUCAUGGCACCCCUUUUCAUACUUUACUAGUUGAAGGCUAUGUAGAUGGGCCUUUGGAUGUUUGUUUAUGUAUCUCUUGGGAGUCACCCCUAUACAAGAAAUGGUGGCCUCAGUCUAGCUUUCCACCUUUCAAAGUAACUAGUUCCACCUGUUUGCAAAAGAUCCGAAUUGGUGAACAGAUAGCUCUAGUGAGGGUGAAGGUUGCAUGGCCGCUGUCAGCUAGGGAGGCUCUAGUACACUAUUUUUUCUUUGAGUACUUUCAAGAUGAUCUGAUUGUUAUUCUUGUGAACACGAUAUCAGAUGUGAGCCAUAUUGAUAAAGCAACUCAUGGAUUUACUAAUGAUGGAAUCCCUGAAGCAAAAGAUGUUGUAAGGAUUGAUGUAGUUGGAGGCUUUGCUUUGCAGAAGGUGAACAACGAGAGAAGCUACUUUAGGACAAUAGCAAAUAUGGAUAUGAAGCUGGAUUUUGUCCCUCCAUCCCUUAUAAACUUCAUUGCAAGGCAGCUUAUUGGAAAUGGUUUUAGACUCUAUCAGAAGACUGUGGCUUCUGUCACUAAUAGCGAUGAGGAUUACAGCAAAGCCUUGGGAGACCCUCUGUUUUGCCUAAUUCGUGGAGCUCUUUUUUCCAAUAACAAAUCAGGCGAAGUUCUUGAAGCACAAGAAAUUAAAAGGGAACCUGGUAUUUUUCCUAAGGAGGAUGAAAUUGUGCCUAACGAGAAUGAAAUUGUAGACAUACAAGAUGGCACAAACGAUGCAGAACCAGAGGUUCAUGCUAAUGAACCUGCUGGUGAAUCUCCACUGAAGAUAGCACUAGACGCAAAGAGAAAAGCUUUUGGUGAAAUUGAGGAAGAAGAAAGUGAAGAGAGUACAUGCUUGGAGGAGAGCAUUAAGGCUGCAAAUCAACCUUCAACCAAUAGUUUUGCUGAUUCAAGUGGCGUAAAUGCUAAACAAAGGGUUUCUAUUCGUCCAGAGGUGAAAGAAGCUCUGGGAACAUUGGAGAAGGCCAUUUCAAUUGUACGGCAAUAUAGAUUUAAUGCCCAAAGCAGAUCUUCUAGUUUCUCUGAUGAAGAAACUCCGAAUUUUGAAGAGGGUGCUGUAGAAGACUCAACUUUUUCUGCAGAAGCCAAUGUUUGUUCAAAAGUCGAGGUUGGUCAUGAAGCUGGCUCCAAAAAGUUCGCGGAGGAUUUGGAUACGACUUCGGAUAACUCCAAGAAUAGCAAUGACAUAAACAACACAAGGUCUGGUGGACCAAAUUCUAUGUCAAGGGAAGUACACCAUAACAAAGUAGUACCGGCAUCGCCUCAUCAAAAUGCAUCAAUGCUACCAAUGGAUGGUAACCAGGUUGGUUUGAAUUCUUAUGGGAAUGGAACCAUAAAGACAAAUGGGUUUCAUGAAAAGGGUGUUGAAAAGCCGAGUAAGUGGAGAAAGCAUAGGUACUGUUGCAUUGGUUUCAAUUCAGGGUAGGUAUUAGCCUCCACCCCUGAAGAAGACAGACCUUAGAUGGAUCAAAGCAAGGUAUUUCAUUUUAAUAAGACCUAAUAGAGUGGAUUUUGUAAUAUCUUAUACAAUAAUAUGUUGUAAUUUGUAACCCUAAAUAAGUUUUUAAGUACCAAUUUUAACAA
Gossypium arboreum is the source of this 2495-nucleotide messenger RNA. RefSeq lists its product as uncharacterized. The record is from RefSeq and is a predicted model, not a curated record. The transcript is spliced from 11 exons. NCBI's taxonomy places the organism in Eukaryota, Viridiplantae, Streptophyta, Magnoliopsida, Malvales, Malvaceae. Bases 562 to 2337 code for a protein of 591 amino acids.